Messenger RNA from Epinephelus fuscoguttatus (brown-marbled grouper), 5273 nucleotides. It is a transcript of the gene elf1, whose product is annotated as E74-like ETS transcription factor 1. NCBI's taxonomy places the organism in Eukaryota, Metazoa, Chordata, Actinopteri, Perciformes, Serranidae. Gene Ontology annotation, biological process: cell differentiation; regulation of transcription by RNA polymerase II. Gene Ontology annotation, molecular function: sequence-specific DNA binding; DNA-binding transcription factor activity, RNA polymerase II-specific. Gene Ontology annotation, cellular component: nucleus. The transcript is spliced from 10 exons. Bases 1032 to 3059 code for a protein of 675 amino acids. The record is from RefSeq and is a predicted model, not a curated record.
CUUGGACUUUCCCGGAAGAUGCCCAGUCCCACUUAUAUCUCCCCGUACUAACAUUUAUCGUUGUUUAACGUAGUACAGGAAAAUAAACUCGACUCAAACGCUACUUUUUUUUUUAACGUACAACCGAUAUUUUUAUCCGUCAGCAACGUAAUUUGUCUAACUUAAACCGAGUUCAGCUGUGGACAAAAUUGCCUGUAAAGUGACACCUGUGACCGCGUUUACUAAACAUUAACGUUAACCGACCCGUCGCUUAGAUACCAGUUUGUUUAACGGUUCGUUAAGUUGCAGUGCAAAACCCAUAGCUGUUACUUAGCGUCAGUCUGCACUUAAAUAAUAUUAAUAUCCAUUAACAAUUAAAUAUUGAUAAUCCUUUACUUUUUAGGCACGCGGACCUUGAACAACUUUUUCCCAUCGUUUUUUGGUGUGUCGUCCCUCGCUGCUUAUUGCUCAAUAGUGAAGCCUCCUGAUUCCUCUGGUCUUACUACUACCAGGCUGCAGCCAAACUUGGUGCUGGGCCAAUCAUUUCCCAGGAAAAUGUGACUGCUAGGAAUUCCCCACGCAUCAGCCCCUGUCGGAGAAAACUGCAAUCUUGUAUCAGGGAAGCACACGAAAGCAGCAGGAGGCUACAGCCGACCGGUGACUCUGCCAUGAUGGAGUUAUAGGACCGUCUGUCUCCCAACUCGCACCCCAGGGAUAAUAAUGUUUUUCUAACGUCGCCGUGUUUUCAUGAGGACAGCCACUAAAACUGCCUGCAUAAAGCCAGGGGACAUGCUGUGCUGAUGACAACUUCUACAAGGGUGUAGAUGCUCCAGGCGCAGCGGGACCCAGCCUCCGUGUCAGAGAGGGACGAGGCUGCUCCCACCUGGGCCACAGCACUCCUCUGAAACUCGGCUCGUGGUCUCUCUCUUACUAAGCGCCCAGAUUAGAGAACAGGACAACGACAGGGAAGCCAUUUUGUGAGGUGAAGCUGAGUGUCGGGAGCCAGGAGUAGUCAGGAUAUUUUAGGCUGCUCCCUGCCCUCUGAACUGAACAUGACAACUGCAGUUCAGCCCAGCGAGCUGGUGUUCGAAUUCGCCAGCAACGGGAUGGACGAAAUCAACCAGGUUUGCAGUUAUCUCAUCCCCACAACCGUGUCUGAAUCCUGUGGAGCAGGCUUGAUUCUGGAUGACCCGUCAGUAUUCCCAGCAGUCAUUGUUGAGCAGGUGCCUGCGGCUGAUUUGCUGCAGGUCUACUCAGGCCUGGAGUCCGACGAGGUGACCAACGGCAUUAUGGUGGACACAACUCUUCAUGUCGUGGAGGAGCCCUCUAUCUUGGUGGGAGGCGUUGACCUCACAGAAACAACAGUCUCUGGGCCAGAGGACAGCAUGGAGACGAACGAGGCUGCAGCAGCUCUCCUUAACAUGGAGUCUCCAAACAACAUUUUGGACGAGAAGCGCAUGAUUCACACCUACGGCACUCUGCUGGAGUCAGACUUGACGUACGCCCCUCUGAGGCCCGACCAGAUGGAUAAUAGUGCCCUUGACGUGUCCCUCGACGAGGACACUUCAUCCAUGGAUGAGAUACCCCAAAAGUGCCCCUUAAAACAUCCGAAAAAAACCAAAGUGCGGAAGCCGCGGGCGGUGCGUCCCUGCUCCCCAAUCACCACCCCUAACCUGCCACUCAGGAAGAAGAGCAAAGAGGGCAAAGGCAACACGAUCUACCUGUGGGAAUUCCUUCUGGCUUUACUGCAGGAUAAGAACACCUGUCCCAAAUACAUCAAGUGGACACAGCGGGAGAAAGGCAUCUUUAAGCUGGUGGACUCCAAGGCUGUUUCAAAGCUGUGGGGCAAACACAAAAACAAGCCUGACAUGAACUAUGAGACCAUGGGACGAGCUCUCAGGUACUACUAUCAGAGAGGCAUCCUGGCCAAAGUGGAAGGGCAGCGGCUCGUUUAUCAGUUUAAAGAGAUGCCGGCAGAUCUGGUGGUGAUCGAGGAUGAGGAUGGCACCUCUGAUGCCAACGUUAGCUACGGGAAUCAGAGGUCCACCAACGGGCGGUCUAUGGUGCGCGGAGGCUCCAAAGGGCACGGGAGGGCUCAUGGUCAACACCAUGUCUCGGUGAAGCACAUGAAGAAGGAGCCUCACGAUGAAUAUAUGUACCAGGAAGCUAACGGAGGACAGGCUGAGCAGCUCCUCCACUCUGUCCAUAUGUUGCAGAGCAACCAAGGGUCGGCUGCCCACGAUCCAGCACAAGCUAUGAGGGCCAUUGCUGCUCCUGCAUCAGUUCCCAUGGUGCUGACAUCACCUGGCUCUCUUCAGUCUGUUCCCCUCACCACUGUCCUGGCCAACGGGGACUCCUGCCACUCCUCCCCCCCUCGGGUUAUCCUCCACACUGUGCCCUCCACCACUGCAGGUGGUAAAGAUGUGCUGACCAUCCAGACGGCCUCUCUAGCAGGCGGAGCCAACAGCCUGCAGGAUGGCCUCCCUCAGCACCUCCUGGUCACCAGUCUGGGCUCCACCGUCUCCUCUUCCUCCUCCUCCAUCUCCUCCUGCUGCACUUCCCCUCCAGGAGUCAUUAGUUCCACUGCUUCCAACCUCAACGGUCUCCCCCGCCUGGUCACCAUCAACACGACCUGCGGGCAGACCAUGGUGGCCCAGCAGCCCGGCACUGUAAUUGCCACCGUGCUCAAACCCAGCGACCUCUCGGGGCUGCAGGUCAAAGAGGAGAUGCUGGACCCCAGUUACUUUGAGUCGAUGGUGAAUGGGGAUCCAUCACUGGCGGCAAAUACGUUUGAGAAAGAAGAGAUUGAGGUAGGGGAGGCAGAGCUGCAGUAUAGGACUGUGAUCAUUGAUACCAGUCAAAGCCGGGGCCAUGAGGCUGUGAGUGAAACUAUAAUUAAUGGACAUUUCUCCCAGAGCAGCAGCCCCAGCGAGGGCCUGACCCCUGUGGAGGAGCUGGAAGUGCGUGGGGAGAUGUCCCUGCAGCCUGAGCAGGGAAUCAAAGGCCUGCAGGAGCUGCCACUGUCUGUCCAAUUGCCUGCAAACUUUAUCCAGAUAAAGACAGAGCCUGCGGAGGCUUAGUGCUGCAGGACACAAGCUGAACCAAAAAACAACAAUUGAAUCCUUUUUGACCACAGACUUAAUAUUUUCUUUUUCGUACCACAGUGAUCUGAUCAAAGAUCAGAGCGAGGGAUCUUUGCAGCAUGUUGCUCUUAAAGGUUGGUCAGUUCAGCCUCAGGAUUUAUUGUUUACUCACAUAUUUUGUGACCAUGUGCCUAAUUUUAAAAGAAUCAAAGGAGUGUUUAGGUUUUCUAAAAAGUCACUUUUUAGACUUGGGAUUAUUUUCCAUAGACAUUAACCCCAACACACACACAUACACAGAGAUACAGAAACACAUACACACAUGCAAACAUAACAAAGCCUCCCCUUCUAGGAGAACAGCCAUUGGAUGAACCAGGGAUCCCUGUCUACCAAAUGUGCCAGUUAAUCAUUUUCGUACUUUACAUCUCAUUGGACUCGUAUGUUUAAACAGGAAAACGCAACAAACCAAAACUGAGGACUGGAUGCCAAACGGUGCAAUGAAAUCAGACUUCUGAGAAUGUGCAGAGGACAUGUGUGUGUGUUUUUAGGAUGCUGUGUCACAGUGUCCAAUCCAUUGGGGAAAAAACACACACAUCUCAGAGUUUAAUUGAAGAGUGCCUUACAGGAAGUUCAAACCGUAAAGACUCUUUUGUGGAAAUGUCUGGGAAAGAGGUGAAAAACGGACUAAAUGGCUUUUCAGACCUUUACGAACUUAUUACUCAUUUAUUUUCAUAUAAACAAAAAUAAGGUAUGCAUUCACUCUCUAUUACUCCUGGCCUUAAAACACUGUGUUACUAUGGAAAUGGGCAUUUUCUGUCCACCAAGGACAGUCCGACAUCAAAACUGUUUGUAUAGAGCUGCAGACUGGAGGCACAGCAAGAUAGGGAGGCACAAACGGAGAGAAAGAAUACGCAGGAUAAAACAGAUUUUAUCAGCCUCUGCUUCAGAGGCUCCAAGGUUUAAAUCCUGUUUAUAUGAAAUGGAAUAUAUAUGGAUAUAUAUAUAUACAUAUAAUAUACAAUUGAGAUUCAAUUUUAAGGCCAUAGUGAAUUUAUUUAUUUUGUGAAUUUCUAAAUUCUGUAUAAAAAAAGGCACAUUUGUCUUCUAUUUACAUGUGUAAACAUGAGGGAAAAUACAAAGAAUAUGAACGUUAAUACCAGGAAGCUUAUUAGGUUUUCUCUUUUUUCUUUUUUAAAGACCAACAUUUUUCAGUUGUAUAGCAUUCCAUGUAAUCAGCUUUGGUAUUUUCUUGAGUUUUUGGACUCUCGUGCUCAGUGCAGCAUCAUUAUUCCACUGUUAUAUUCUCGUAUUGUAGAUAUCCUCUGUUGUGUGUCUGAUUUGAACAUGUACUGAAUGUGCUUUUGGUUCCUUCUUUUCAGCAGACAUACCUCUUUACCUUAUCAACAGUUAAGCAGUCGGGACUAUGCAUUCACAAAGAUUACGUUCUGUGUCCUGCACAAAGCAUCACAUGUAUCAAUCAGUAUGUCUUUGAAAUCAUAGCUCAAGUUUCUUUAGUUAUUUGGUACUAAGAUGUACCAGUGCUGUUUUUAAAGCUCCUCUCCUUUCUUCUCUUCCUCUCCUCUCCUCUUUUUCUUCUCCUGCUCUCGGGUCAGACCAGUCUGUGCCUUCUUUAUUUGCUGUCCCACUUUGUUAAGGACCUCUCAGGCCAGCCAUCCGAUUGGCCCCUCGGUCCUGCCGGGGAUGAAGCCAUAUUGAUCCUGAGUGGUAUCACGGCUAAAUUGGUUGUAUUUUCCACCCGGACUGUAGCUGCAGAGUGAGGACAUUCAGACAUACUGACCUCCAUCCGCACUGGCACCUAAGGACAGGAGUUAAACGCUGCUUUACAACCCCACAUCAGCCAAAGGGGCUCUGGGUCUGCAAAGACACUCUGAAUGUAUACUUAAAGUACAUGCAAAUUUUUUGACAAUCAAUAAUUACACUGGGUUACAUUUGCAUAGAAAUCUUUUGAGUGGGGAUUUGCUGCUUUCUUUUUUUUUCUUCUUUUUUUUUUUUUUUGCGUUGUAUAUAUUCCCGUAUCUGCCCUGCCUUUUUCCCUAAAGCACUGUUGUCUGUGAGAUGUUGAGGUAUGUCCACUGCUUAUGUUUUGUUUUGUUGCUUCUGUUAUCUUGAGGUUGCCUCCCUUAUGCUGAAUAUAAAGUAGAUUUUCAAGAAAAAGUCAAUGUACUAAUUAAAAACAAAAUCUUGGUCACUGAA